Molecule: messenger RNA, 3398 nt
Organism: Salvia miltiorrhiza (redroot sage)
Lineage: Eukaryota; Viridiplantae; Streptophyta; Magnoliopsida; Lamiales; Lamiaceae
Exons: 2
Coding region: 1028-3325 (765 amino acids)
Source: RefSeq, a predicted model, not a curated record
AUCAUAUAUUCAGACACCAACUUUUGAGAGCAGCAACUGCGAUUUUGGAGUUCUUCCAAUCAAGUUUUAUUUCUUUCAUCAUUCUUUGCAAUUUAUUCUUUUUAUUUAUUUCUUUUGUUAUUUAAUUAUUAUGUUUUCUAGCUAAAUUCGUUUAUUCCGGCAUUGAUUAGGGAAGCACUAGCAAAAUUAUUCUGUGAGAUCUAAUUGUUCUUAUACUUUAUUUUUAUGCUUGCAUCUGCGAUUCUCCAUGUUUAAUGAUAUUAAUUGUUUUAAUCCAUUAGAUAGUUGCAAAUAUUUAUUGGGUUAGAAUUAAUUAUAUAGCCAAUUGAACCGGCCAUCCGUAAUUGUGGUUUAGGUUUGAUUAGUGGUAAAUUGACUCAUCAGGGUUAAGGGAAAAGCAGUCUUAAUUCAAUAAUCCUGCGUCAGAGUUUAUUGGUUUUGAAUCGGGUUUCUCUAAAUAUUAAUGCUGUCGGCUCAUUAAACCUAUAGAGCGUCUCUUACGGUUGUCAGUCGAUUAGGGUAGUAAUUAGAGCGUCUUCCUGAUUAUCGAAUAAUUAAGGAGAAAUAAGAUCACGUCAGAAGCGUCUUCGGUGGUUAUAACUGGUUUGUUUGCAUGAUUUAAAGUUAUUUUUGCAUCGAUGAUCGGAAUAAUUGAGCUAGGGUGGACUUAAUUGAUUGCUGGAAUUCUUUUAUUAAUUGUUGGAAUUUUUAUUCAUCUUUUAGUUAAUUGGAAAAAUUGGUUUAUUCGGAUUUUAUUUAUUUAAUUUUAAGUUUAGUAUUUUCUAUAUUUUCUUCUCAAAAUUUCGUGGUUACUUUGCAGACUUUAAUUGGAGAAAUUCUCGUCAGUCCCUUGGGAGACGAUUUUGCUUACUGCUGUCUGCGCAGUGUGGGCAUACCGGCUGACUGCCGGAUAUUUUUGGUGUAAAACGACGCACCAAAUUUUGGCGCCGUUGCCGGGGAUUGGUUUUAAGUAGGAUUUUACUGAUUUCAGUCUGUCUUUUAUUUUUAGUUAUUUUAUUUUUAGUUUAUGCCCCGUUCUUCUCGUACAGGCGUAUUAGUUUUUGAUCCAGAAAUCGAGAAGACCGCACGAAAGUUGAAGAAGCAAGCUAAGGAGUGGAAAAAGAGAUCCAAUUCUGCUCCACCGAGUCUUGAGGAUCAAGAAGAAAUUGAAGAUCCAAUGGGUAACCGUAAUAAUAGGGAUGAGGAGAACGAUAGAGAGAUCGUUGAUCCUCGACAGGAACCACCUCAACUGAUCAGAGAGUUAGGCCGUCAUAGAAGCAAUCGCCCUUUGUGCAUUGUCCUUCCUGCCAUUAAUGGCAACGCUGAAAUACGGCCUGGUUUCAUUCAAGUGCUACCCAAAUUCGGUGAUUUACCUGGAGAGAGUGCACACAAGCAUCUGACUGAAUUUGAUCUAGUUUGCUCAACUCUACGCCCUCAUGGUUUUACUGAAAAUAAUUUGAGGCUAUUGACUUUUUCUCAUACUUUGCAGGGUAGAGCGAGAGAUUGGCUUUUUGAUCUUCCUCCUGGUUCGAUUAGAACUUGGGGAGAUUUAGAAGAACAAUUCUUGCGAAAAUUCUUUCCUGAGUCCAGAGCUGCAAAUUUGAGAAUGGCCAUUAGCAGCAUUAAACAGAAGAAGGCGGAGAGUUUAGCCGAUUAUUGGGAGAGAUUCCAACAGCUGUGUCGCAAGUGUCCUGAUCAUGGAUUUUAUGACUACCAAUUGCUUACUAACUAUUUUUAUCGUGGUAUGUCUUCUUUUGAUAGGAAAAUUGUUGACGCUGCUUGUGGUGGAAGCUUGACCAAUAAAACUUUGGACGAAGCAAAGCAACUCAUCGUUGACAUGGUUUCAAAUGGCCAACAAUAUGAGGAUGAGGAUGAUGAUCGUUAUAGGCCAGUGCAGAAAGUAGAAGAUUCCAACAUGAACGAGAGAAUUGAUGCUCUCACCUCUUUAGUUAGAGGACUUGCUGAUAAUAAUACUGAGCAAGCGUGCAUGGGAUCCGCUGAUGAGCAAGAGAUGAACGCACAAAGGCAAAGGCGAAACGACCCUUUUUCCAACACCUACAAUCCAGGGUGGAGAAAUCACCCAAAUUUUAGGUGGAGACAGCAGGAACCAAGGAUGUACGCGCCGAAUCCGCCUCAGGCUGGACAGUAUGCCCAUACCGCACGUCCUGCACCGAGUUCUGCACCCAAUAUGAGCGAUAUCAUGAAGAGCCUCGCCCAGAGCAGUGAAAUUGUGAAGAAUUUGGUGCAAAGUCAGCAGGCAUUCCAGCAUGAAACUCAGGCAGCGUUGAGUAAUAUGGGCACACAAAUCACGCAGUUAGCCACUCAGGUGAACAAGCUGCAGGCGAAUCAAGGCCGACUUCCUUCUGUCACGGAGAUGAAUCCCAAGGAAAAUGCAAGUGCUGUAACUACAAGAAGUGGGAGAAUUCUAGUUGAGCCACAACCUAAGCAGCAGGACAAAGAAGAAAAGCUCGAUGAAGCCAAGGACAAUGCAAUUAGUGAGAAGUCACCAGAAUCCACCGAGCCUAGCUCUUCUAAGGUAAGUGGAAAACCUAAGGUUUCAAUUCCUCAAUCAUUGAUUGCACCACCUUUUCCUUCUAGGUUGGCUCAGAACAAGAGAAUUGAAGAAGAGAAGGAUAUUCUAGAAAUCUUCAAAAAGGUAGAAAUAAACUUGCCCUUGCUUGAUGCAAUUAAGCAAGUUCCCAGGUACGCAAAGUUUUUAAAAGAGUUAUGCUCUAAGAAAAUGAAGUUUGGGAAUGAUGCGAAAAUUCGAGUGAGUGAGAAUGUUUCUGCUGUUCUUCAAAGAAAAUUGCCCCAAAAGUGUCGAGAUCCUGGUAUGUUCACCAUUCCAUGCAUUAUAGGUAAUAAGACUGUUGAGAGAGCCAUGUUAGAUUUAGGAGCGUCCAUAAAUGUCAUGCCUUAUUCUGUGUAUAAGGAUUUGCAAUUAGGACCUUUGAAAGACACUCGUGUUAUCAUUCAGUUAGCUGAUAGGUCUACUGCAUAUCCCGAAGGUGUUGUUGAGGAUGUCCUUGUCAAGGUCAAUGAUUUGAUUUUUCCUGUGGAUUUUUAUAUUGUUGAUAUGGAUGAUUCUGCCUCUGCUAAGCAAUCUUUGAUUCUUUUAGGGAGACCAUUCAUGAAAACUGCUAAGGCAAAAAUUGAUGUGGAUAGUGGAAUGCUUAGCCUUGAAUUUGAUGGAGAUAUUGUCACAUUUAAUAUUUUUGAGGCUAUGAAGCAUGUUGAGGAUCCUGAAUCUGUGUUCAUGAUUGAUGUUAUUGACCCUUUGGUUGAGGAAUUUGUUAAGAAUUUCAGGGAGGAUGAGCUUGAGUAGGUUAUUUUCAGUUCCCUAACUGAAGAGAACAUCAAAACUGAGGAGAAUGAAGCCAUUAGAGAGAUUAUCAUGC